AUGAAGCCCAAGUUCUCACGCGCACCCAUCAAGGAAGCCGGCCGCGUCGCCUACCUCGGCGAGUCCUCCAACCUGACGCUGCUCGUGCACGACCGCCACGGCAGCGCCGACGUCGUCCACUACCCCCUCCCCGACAACGUGCGCGGCGCUCGCUCGCGCCUAACGGACCUCGACGACGUCGAGAUCGACAUCCUGCACCAGCGCGGCGCCUUCCUGCUCCCGCCGCGCUCCCUCUGCGACGAGCUCGUCGAGUCCUACUUUAAGUGGGUCGCGCCCAUCGUGCCCGUCAUUAACCGCACGCGCUUCAUGCGGCAGUACCAGGACCCGAAGAACCCGCCGUCGCUACUGCUGCUGCAGUCCAUGCUCCUCGCCGGGUCGCGCGUGUGCGUCAACCCGCAGCUCAUGGACUCGCAGGGCUCCACCACGCCCGCCGCCAUGACGUUCUACAAGCGCGCCAAGGCGCUGUACGACGCCAACUACGAGGACGACCGCGUGACGAUCGUGCAGGCCCUCGUGCUGAUGGGGUGGUACUGGGAGGGGCCCGAGGACGUCACACGCAACGUCUUCUAUUGGAGUCGUGUCGCCACCAUCGUCGCGCAGGGGUCGGGUAUGCACCGCAGCGUCGACCAGUCUCAGCUCAGUGCUACGGAUAAGAAGCUGUGGAAGCGCAUUUGGUGGACGCUGUUCACACGUGAUCGCUCGGUAGCCGUUGCCCUGGGCCGGCCCGUGCAUAUCAACACCGACGACUCGGACGUCGACAUGCUCUGCGAGGAAGACUUCAUCGAAGAGGAAGACGACAACCCCAACCCGCAGUACCCCCCCGACCAGACGCACGUCCAAUUCUUCCUCCAGUACGUCAAGCUCUGCGAAAUCAUGGGCCUAGUCCUCUCACAACAAUACAGCGUCGCCUCCAAAGCCCGCCGCCAAAACGCCAUCGACCUCACCCACUCCGACAUGGCCCUCGCAGACUGGCUUCAGAACUGCCCCAAGGACGUCUACUGGGAGCCCACCCGCCACCAAUUCUGGUCCGCCCUCCUCCACUCAAACUACUACACCACCCUCUGCCUCUUGCACCGCGCCCACAUGCCCCCCGCCACCUCCACCCGCGGCGGGUUUCCCGAGGACUCCGCGUACCCGAGUCGCAACAUCGCGUUCCAGGCUGCGGGCAUGAUUACGUCCAUCAUUGCGAAUCUGCGCGCACAUAAUGAGCUCCAGUUUGCGCCGGCGUUCAUGGUGUACUCCCUCUUCUCGGCGCUGAUCAUGCACGUCUACCAGAACCGCUCGUCGGUCCCGGCGGUGCAGCAGCAGACGCAGGAGCGUAUACGCAUCUGUAUGGACGGUCUCAAGGACGUCUCUCGCGUGUGGGUCGUGGCCAAAAUGGUCUACACCCUGUUUGAAUCCAUCCUCGGGAACAAGGUACUCGAAGAGCGACUCCAGAAGGCCGCAGGAAAACGACACAAAAAGACCCAGCAGACCUGGGGGAAACUCCACACCACUGCCCAGCAACAACAGCAACAACAGCAACAACAGCAACAACAGCAACAACAAGAACAACAAGAACGACGGCCAGAAGACACAAAACGCAAAUACGACGACAUGGCCCUCGAAUUCGCCCCGUCCAACGGCCUCGCCCCGCAAGAAUCUUACGAGCGCUCCCGCCCGCAAACACCCGCGCGCGAAACCGCCACAGUUGCCAUGGGCGCACCACCCCCUAUCCUCUCACCGCGCCAGCAGGCGGCGUCGCAGUUGCAGCAGCAGCAGCAGGGGCAGGCACAAGAUACAUUCAUGGGCGGCACAUCCUCGCGUCCACACACGCGUCCACCUACGCCGUUUAACCCUUCCUUUUCUGUCCCGGCUACGCCACCGGAUUUGUAUUUGGUUACCCGCAAUAGCCCGAGUAUUAGCCAGGCGCUGUGGGAGAACUUCCAACCCGACCAACUCUUCCCCGAGGGGAGCGGGGUGGUGGGGAUACAGAACUCCCCCCCCCCCUGGCUGGUGCGCAAUGGGGGAGUCCCUCAGCUGCGGGUGGUAUGGGGGGACGGAUGGGGAGUUUAGGCAGCCAAGGCGGGCAAGGCGGACAAGGCGGGCAAGGCGGACAAGGGG
Messenger RNA from Pseudogymnoascus destructans, 2103 nucleotides. RefSeq names its product beta-1,6-N-acetylglucosaminyltransferase, contains WSC domain (gene CTF1). The transcript has a single exon. Gene Ontology annotation, biological process: DNA-templated transcription. Gene Ontology annotation, molecular function: zinc ion binding; DNA binding. Bases 1 to 2055 code for a protein of 684 amino acids. The record is from RefSeq and is a predicted model, not a curated record. NCBI's taxonomy places the organism in Eukaryota, Fungi, Ascomycota, Leotiomycetes, Thelebolales, Thelebolaceae.